ACUCUCUGACUAUAAGUCCGACUUUAGUUCAGUCCACUUUUGGAAAAGUCCGUCCGCCCCGUGCUUUUGCUUGAGCCAUCUCACCGGAAAGAAAUGGUUCUUACAAACUUCACCGGUGCUGGUGUUGGAUUCGGUUUCGGAAUUGGUUGCGGUUUUGGUGUAGGAUGGGGUUUCGGAGGUAUGCCAUUAAAUUUCCUGGGUCUUGGUGCAGGCGGGGGCUGUGGGAUUGGAGUAGGACUUGGUUGGGGAUUUGGCACUGCAUUUGGUAGUCAAUAUCGGUCAUCAAGGAUCACAUUUCAAGGUGUGGAAUUCGACAGUAAGGAAAAAGGCGUCAGUGACGAGUUCUCAAAGGGCAGUUCUCAAAUGAGAUCUUCAUGAAAGUACACACCAAUACUAGUAAGUUAUGAGAAAGCGUUUAUAGCUAGCUCCCUGCCAAAAGCUAAACAGCUCCAGGAUCUCAACAGUGGCUGAGGUUGGUCUACUAGGAGCACCUCAGUUUUAAAUGCUGUAAUAUCAUUUACUCUUUAUAGAUACAUUACAAUGUGGCUUUACUUCCUUCGUGGUCCUUUUGAAUGAUUGCGUUAUAGUUGCACCAACACUGGGUGCGUUUGAUGUCAAGUUGGCAUUAUCUAUUUUUGGUAGUUCUUUA
Neltuma alba is the source of this 649-nucleotide messenger RNA. RefSeq names its product protein TRIGALACTOSYLDIACYLGLYCEROL 5, chloroplastic. The transcript has 4 exons. The coding region runs from base 94 to 378 and encodes 94 amino acids. The record is from RefSeq and is a predicted model, not a curated record. Lineage: Eukaryota; Viridiplantae; Streptophyta; Magnoliopsida; Fabales; Fabaceae.